Messenger RNA from Mustela lutreola (European mink), 2407 nucleotides. It is a transcript of the gene GIPR, whose product is annotated as gastric inhibitory polypeptide receptor. NCBI's taxonomy places the organism in Eukaryota, Metazoa, Chordata, Mammalia, Carnivora, Mustelidae. The record is from RefSeq and is a predicted model, not a curated record. Bases 301 to 1797 code for a protein of 498 amino acids. Gene Ontology annotation, biological process: adenylate cyclase-modulating G protein-coupled receptor signaling pathway; cell surface receptor signaling pathway. Gene Ontology annotation, cellular component: plasma membrane. Gene Ontology annotation, molecular function: gastric inhibitory peptide receptor activity; peptide hormone binding; G protein-coupled peptide receptor activity. The transcript has 13 exons.
CCCCGGCUUGGCUCUGUGACUGCUCUUCCACGUGACUCUGAGUGACUCUGAUCCUCGUGCACCACUGCACCCCCUCCCAGGUCUCUGCCCCAGAGCUGCCCCUCCUGUUCCCUGGCCCCGCCCUCUCCCAUCACCCCAGGCUGUCCCCUCUUCCAGAGCCCAGGCGAGGGAGGCUGUAGAGGCAGCAGCAGAGGCGGCAGUGGCAGCGGCUGGAGUGAGUGACCAAGAGCAGAUCUGGGACAGGCCGCACUGCCCCUUCUAGACCAGCCCCUCCGCCCCCGAUGCCCCGCCGCCGUCACGAUGCUGAACUGUCCGCCUUGGCGACUGCUGCUGCUGCUCUUGUGGUGGGGGCCGCUGCUCCGGAGGGCGAAGACAGGCUCUGUCGGGGAGACGGCGGGGGAGCUGUACCAGCGCUGGGAACGGUACCGCAGAGAGUGCCAAGAGACAUUGGAAGCCUUGGACCCCCCAGCAGGCCUCGCCUGUAACGCGUCCUUCGAUAUGUACGUCUGCUGGGACUACGCUGCCCCCAACGAUACUGCCCGUGUGUCCUGCCCCUGGUACCUGCCCUGGCAUCGUCAUGUGGCUGCAGGCUUUGUCCUCCGCCAGUGCAGCAGUGAUGGCCAAUGGGGACCUUGGAGAGACCAUUCGCAGUGUGAGAAUCCAGAAAAGAAUGGGGUCUUUCAGGAUCAACGGCUGAUUCUGGAGCGGCUGCAGGUCAUGUACACCGUGGGCUACUCCCUGUCCCUUGCCACGCUGCUGCUAGCCCUACUCAUCUUGAGUUUCUUAAGGCGGCUACGCUGCACUCGCAACUACAUCCACAUCAACCUGUUCACGUCUUUCAUGCUGCGGGCGACGGCCAUCCUCACCCGAGACCGUUUGCUACCUCCACUGGGCCCCUACCCCGGGGGCCAGGCCCCUGUCCCGUGGAACCUGGCCCUCGCUGCCUGCCGCACAGCCCAGAUCGUGACCCAGUACUGCGUGGGUGCCAACUACACGUGGCUGCUGGUGGAGGGUGUCUACCUACACAGUCUCUUGGUGCUUGUGGGAGGUUCCGAGGGGGGCCACUUCCGCUGCUACCUGCUUCUCGGCUGGGGGGCCCCCGCGCUUUUCGUCAUUCCCUGGGUGAUCGUCAGGUACCUGUACGAGAAUACGCAGUGCUGGGAACGGAACGAUGUCAAGGCCAUUUGGUGGAUCAUACGCACCCCCAUCCUCAUGACCAUCUUGAUUAAUUUCCUCAUCUUCAUUCGCAUUCUUGGCAUCCUCGUGUCCAAACUGAGGACGCGACAGAUGCGCUGCCCGGACUACCGGUUGAGGCUGGCUCGCUCUACGCUGACGCUGGUACCCCUGCUGGGCGUCCACGAGGUGGUGUUUGCUCCGGUGACAGAGGAACAGGCCCGGGGUGCCCUGCGCUUCACCAAGCUCGGCUUUGAGAUCUUCCUCAGCUCGUUCCAGGGCUUCAUUGUCAGCGUUUUGUAUUGCUUCAUCAACAAGGAGGUAGGGACUGCCCCGGCUCGCCGCCCGCGCCCUCUGGCGGCCGCGCAGGGAACGGACCGGAGCGAGGGGAACGUUCUGAACGCGGUCACCCUGCAGGUGCAGUCGGAGAUCCGCCGCUGCUGGCACCGCUGCCGCCUGCGCCACAGCCUCGGGGAGGAGCGCCGCCAGCCACUGGAGCGCGCCUCUGGGAUCCUGCCCUCUGGCUCAGGCCCCUGCCGGGGCGGCCCUGACUGCGCCCUGUCCUUGGGGACCCUCCCAGGGCCUGGGGAUGAGGCCAGCCGGGUCUUGGAAAGUUACUGCUAGGCAGCGGGAUGCUGUGUCCAUUCGGAUUCGCAUGCAUUUGUUGAGAGCCUACUGUGUACCAGGCCCAGCAUGGAGGGCGCUGGAGAAACUGGGGUGCGGUGGGAGGGGGAAACAAGACAAGGUCCCUGUUCUCCUAGAGUUCACAGGUCAUAAUGUGGGGGGAGGGUGGGCAGCAAAGAUAGCUAAGUUAGACACACACUGUGGAAUGGCUAAUGAGGGAAAAUUAGAAGGAAGCCUAAGGUGGUCCAGGAGGGCAUCUCUGAGGAGGUGACACUUAAGCCAUGCCUGCAAGAGGUGAAGGAGACCCUUUGGGAAGAAGAUUCUAGGCUGAAGGAACAGCAUCUGCAAAGGCCUUUCCACCACAAAGAGCUUGGCACUGCCUGAGGACCAGACAGGACCAGACGCUGCCAUGUGAUGAGACAGAUUACUAGGGGCAGGAGAGGCAGCUGCCGAGGGGUGUGAAGUGGUUGGACUCUGGUGGUAUUUAAAGGCAGAACUGAGAAUUUGCCACCUCUUUGCACGAGAAGUCAACGAAGAUUUCUAGGUUUGGGAUGGUAGAGAGAGGGAGAUGGGGUCAGGCUGGGGAAAAGGCACUGGAGCUCACAGGAGA